AUGAAGGGCAUUUUUACCACGCUGUGUCUAUGCCUCACUCACCUUGGUCAAUUGACCGAGGCCAAGUCCAAUUCUUGGUCUGGCACCAACAACUACUUCCUACAAGGAAUGUCAGACUCCGCUCAGGAUGCUUACAUCCAGACCUUGUCCUCCUACAACACUAAAGUUGUCAGACUAUGGGUCAAUCAAGCUACCAAGGGCUGCCAGAAAGGAAGCCAGAUCGUUAGGGAUAUCCCGCAGUUGGAGACUACUAUCGGGCAGUAUAACAAGGUGACUUUGGAUGAGAUUCAUAAGCUUCUUGUCAAGUUGUCGAACAAGAAUAUCAAGGCUAUCAUCUCUCCCCAUGACGCAAACUCUUUGAUUGGAGAUUACAGAAAAGACGCCUAUUGGGCCCGUUGGGGCGCUGGGUAUUUCUACGAGAAACAGGAUGCUUUUGAUGCAUACGACGCUCGCCUGUCGUACAUCCUUAACUACAAGGGUGCAUAUUCCGGCAAAGUCUGGAAGAACUGGCCUCAAGCCAUCUUCAGCUUCAACCUUCAGAAUGAACCCAUGACUCCUGGGCCCAGCAACUGUAAGAACGGCGACCCUGCAGGCUGGGCAUGCGGUCGUGCUACCUUCAUGCGCAACGCAGCAUUGGACAGCCAUAUCCUGAUUUCCACCGGCGGUCUGGGCGGUGAUAUUUCCCAUGGCUGCAACUUUCUCUCCGCUGUGACGCAGUGCAAGGCCAUCGAUGCUAUUUCCGUCCACCGCUAUGCAAGCGUUCCCGGCCAGUGGAGCGCCAAUCUUCCCAGCUGGCUAAGCCAGGCCAAUGGUAAGAAGGUCUAUCUCGAGGAAUGGGGAGUCGACUCGCAAAAGUACGAUCAGAAGUCGUCAUUCAUUUCGGAGGUGAAUAACAUGAACUCUGUUGGCCUGCCUAACAUGUACUGGCAGCUUCUUCCCCCGUCAUCUGGAGGCUGCAGUUAUGACCCUAAGAAUGAUGGCGGUGAUCCUUUUGGUAUCUAUACUAACUCCGGGGUCAACUUGGCGGGCCCGAUAAAUAGUGCGACUUCAUCGGGAGCUGCUCAAGACUGGACUGGUAGUAUGUACUAA
Fusarium tjaetaba is the source of this 1089-nucleotide messenger RNA. RefSeq names its product glycoside hydrolase family 5. The transcript has 3 exons. Gene Ontology annotation, molecular function: hydrolase activity, hydrolyzing O-glycosyl compounds. NCBI's taxonomy places the organism in Eukaryota, Fungi, Ascomycota, Sordariomycetes, Hypocreales, Nectriaceae. Bases 1 to 1089 code for a protein of 362 amino acids. The record is from RefSeq and is a predicted model, not a curated record.